Molecule: messenger RNA, 5677 nt
Organism: Caenorhabditis angaria
Lineage: Eukaryota; Metazoa; Nematoda; Chromadorea; Rhabditida; Rhabditidae
Source: the annotation of a GenBank genome assembly
AUGGAAGUUGAUCCACCUUCAAAUGGAAAUUCGAUGAAUUUAGAUGAAUUUUAUCAAGUUAAUAUUCGAGUGAGUUCGAAAUAUGAUGUCAUUUUUAGCUAUUUUCUAUUUUAGGACACAAAUACGACUGAAAGCACUUUCAAAAUCCCAAGGAGAUAUGUUCAUUUGGAGUUUUUGAAUGCUGGAGCACAAGGAACUGUUGUGUAGGUUUUGAAAAUUUGAUAAACUUACUUGAAAUUGGAUAGAAUAAGUAGGUGAACCGCGGAGGAAAAGUGCAAAAAAACCGCGAAACGAAAAAAAAAAGAAAAAUUGUCGGUUCCUAGGCCAUGUUUCCUCGUCCGCCCAGUUUCCGGGUUUUUUGAAACCUCAAAUCAAGCUUCAAGCUUGAUUUCAAGACAGGAAUAUAUGAUUUUUGUAUGGAAGCGACUCAGAAGGUCACGCUGUAUCAAUUCCAAGCUCGAAAUAAAUUUUCACAAUUUUUUGAAGCCUAGAAACAUAAAAAAACGAGGAAAAACAGCAAAUGCGCCCCAAUGCAAACAAUUUGUUUUCCUGUGAAAUUUUGAAAACACAUUUUCGAGCUCCGCGGAUGAUCUGAUAACCUGUAGAAAUUGAUGACCGAAAAAUUGUCGGUUCCUAGGCCAUUUUUUCUCGGCCGCCCAGCUUCCGGGUUUUUUGAAAAUUGAAAAUCAAGGAAUUUUUAUGGAAAAUGUCACGUUGUAUCAAUCACUGUGCCCUGAACGCGAAAUGCGCCAACGUGUCUGGUGCCAUCCACUCUUUUUCGCACUCUCUCGCUGCCUCUCUUGUUUUCUCAUCCACUCUCUCGUUAACACACGCUCUCUUGUUUUCUUUUUUUCUCAUCCACCCUCCUCGAAGCGCACACACACUCUCGCCUUCUUUUUGUUUUUCAUUCAAUUUUAGAAGGAAAGGAACUGUUUUAACAGUUGGGAGCAUAAAAUAACAUAUGAAAAUGAAUGAAAAUGUGAAAAUUAUCAUAAUUGAAGGAAAAUAUAGAUGAUUCUCAUAGUUAUAAAUAAGAAAUUUGUUUCACAAUGAAAAAAUAGUCAAAGUAGAGCUCUAAUGAUGAAAUAUCGGAUUUUCUAGAUUUGAAAAAUCAACCUCACAAGUUAAAGUGAAGAAAGGAAAGUAAGAAUUAGAAAAACAUUCUGAAAAAGUAAGAAAUGAUAAACGAAGGAGUUUUAUAAAGUGCCUAGAUAUUUAUAGGACUGAUUUUUAUUUAAUUUUAGGUCAAAUCAUUCGAAAAACGAGUUUAAAAUUUAUAAAUAUCAUUAGAAAAUCACUAAACACAACUAACUGACUAAAAACUAACAAAAUUUCAGACAAAACCGUAAGAUUCUGAAAUGGUUCCUUUUUGCAUUCAAUGCAUUCAAAAUAGUGUGAAUAGUCAGUAUUACGAGUCAAAUUAUAAUAUUAGAUCAAUUUUUAUCACUUUCAUUUCAAAUUUAUAGAUUUAUGAUUGAAAUAGUUGGAUUUUGAAAAAUGAUAACUUGGCAUCAUCAUUUUUGAGGCAAAAGAUUGGAGAUAUGAGAAACAGACAAGAAAUGAGGUUAAGUGAAAUAGGUACUUUUAAUCCUCCUCUACAGUUCACAUUGGUUACUUUUUUCGAAAAAAUACCCCAUUUUCUUUAAAUUUCGAAAAAACAAAAAAAAUGGAAAUUUUCUGAACAAAAAAUUCAAAAUGUUUGUAAUCAGUAAGUGCGCUCCAGCGAAACAAAAAAAAACUACACAAAAAGCGUCAGUCUCCUUGUGGCGCUUUUCGCGUUUUUCAUUCUCUGGGCACAGUGAUCAAUUCCAAGCUCGAAAUAAAUUUUCACAAUUUUUUUGAAGCCUAGAAACAUCGAAAUUAACACAAAACGUGGGUAAGAAGCAGCAAGUGCGCCCCAAUGCAAAAAAAAUUUUCCAGUAAAAUUUUGAACAUUUUCCAGCUCCGCUUCAUCAUUUCCAAACUUAAAACACAUUUCCACAAUGUUUUGAAACCUAAAGACCUCAAAAUUAACACAAAACGAGGAAAAACAUCAAAUGCGCCCCAAUGCAAAAAUAUUUUUUUCUGAAAAAUUUGAAAAAACAUUUUCCAGCUCCGCUUCAUCAUUUCCAAGCUCGAAAUAAAUUUUGAAAUUUUUUUGAAGCCUAGAAACCUCAAAAUUAACACAAAACGAGGAAAAACAGCAAGUGCGCCCCAAUGCAAACCAUUUUUCCCCACAAAUAUUCAAAAUUUCCAGCUCCGCUGAUGAUCUAAUAACCGGCAAAAAAGUGGCGAUCAAAAAGCUGCAACAACCAUUCCUAAUGACAAUGAGCGCCAAAAGAGCCUAUCGUGAAUUCAUCCUAUUGACAACCAUCAAACAUCCAAAUGUGAGUGUGAUCUCUUGAAGUGCAGUGCAGCAUACUAAAAAUAUUUUUUUUUAAUUUCCCGAGGGAAAUAUUUAUAUUUAUAUUUUAUUUAUAACUUUAUAUAAAAAUAAUAAUUUCUGAUUUUAGAUCAUCCGAUUAUUGAACGCUUUCACACCCGAUCCAUCAUUAGCCACUUUCGAGGAAGUUUAUCUGGUUAUGGAAUUGAUGACACACAAUUUACACGAAGUUGUGCACAAAUUGAAGUUGGACCAUAAAACGCUGUCAUUUUUCGUCUAUCAAAUGCUGUGCGCUAUUAAACAUUUGCACAAUUCGGGAGUUAUUCAUAGGGUGAGUUAAAUCAAGAUUGUUUUUUUUUCAUGAAUUUUAAACCCAAAAAGAGUCUAGUUUUCAAUUUUUAAGUUGCAAACACAAAUUUCUCCUUUUUUUCAUAUAAAUUGAGAUUUUCCCAGAAAAAUGGAAAAAAAUUGCAAAAAAAUGAAAAGAAAACAACGAGACUCCGCGUUGACGUUGCACGCGCGCGUGUUUUGAAUUUAUUUUUUUCAACGGGCUCUCAUUUUUCAGCGAAAACUCAUAAAAAUGUUCUGAAUUUUUGCAUCAAACUAGACUAUAGUUAAACUAAACUAAAUCCAAUAUUUCAGGACCUCAAGCCCUCCAACAUCGUCGUCAACGACAAAUGCGUGUUAAAAGUGCUGGAUUUCGGCCUGGCCCGCAAGAAAAACGUGGACACCGCAAUGCGAAUGUCGGAUUACGUGGUGACAAGAUAUUAUCGAGCACCGGAAGUGAUUUUAGGCUUGGCCUAUUCAGAAAAAGUCGAUAUUUGGUCAGUUGGUUGUAUUUUUGCGGAAAUGAUCAAUCAUUCGGUUUUGUUCCCAGGGAGAGAUCGGUAAACUUUGAAUUUUUUGAUUCAGGGGAAAUCCCAAGCUAACCAAAAAUGUUCUAGAAUCGAUCAAUGGACAAAAAUCUACACAGUCUUGGGAACACCCAGCGACGAAUUCGUAAAUCGCCUCGGCCAAUCAGCCGCAAUGUAUGUUCGCUCCUUGGUUCGAGCACCGCCGAAACCAAUGACUGAGAUUAUUCCUGACUCGAAUUUCCUCACCGAAACCGAAAAUCCACGAGUUCAUCUAACUGCGCAAGUUGCAAGGAAUUUGGUGGAAAAUAUGUUGAUUAUCAAUCCGGAUCGAAGAUAUUCGGUGGAAGAUGCGUUGAAUCAUGCAUAUGUUAAAUUGUGGUUUAAGGUGAGCAAUAGGAGACUGUGCAGAUAUGUUUUGAGACAUUUUUUGAAACCUAUUAUUUCCGGGUGAAAAAUUGAGCAAAAAAAUAAUAAAAAAAACGUUUUUUUUUUGUCAAAAAAUGUUUUUUUUCGACCUUUUCAACUUGAAGAAAAGUUCUGCUAACUCAAAAAAUCUGAAUUUUUCAAAUUUUUUGAUAUUCAGCGAAUUUAGAGGUUCCGAAAUGUUGAUUUUGAGCAAAGUUAGGCUAACUUUUGAAAAAAACCUUUUUUUCUGUUGUAAAGCCAAGUUCGCUCUACCGCACACAUAUUCUAUUUGUGUGUAUUUCUCUCGGAAUUCAAUAAGUUUAUUUUCAUUUUCUAAAUAAGCCACGCCCACAAAACCGUGCCGCAUUGCUUCUAGUCUCAACAUUUCGCUGUUUUCCCAAGCCACGCCCACAAAACCGCGCCGCAGGCUCAAAAUUUCAUGAUUUUCUAGUUUCCAAAUAAGCCACGCCCACAAAACUGAGCCGCAGGCUCAAAAUUUCGCUGUUUUUCUAAGCCACGCCCACAAAACCAUGCCUCAGAGCUUCUAGACUCAAAAUUUCGCUGUUUUUCCAAGCCACGCCCACAAAACCGUGCCGCAGGCAUUCUAGACUCAAAUUUUCGCCGUUUUUCCAAGCCACGCCCACAAAACCGCGCCGCAGGCUCAAAAUUUCAUGAUUUCCUAGUUUCUACAUAAGCCACGCCCACAAAACCGUGCCGCAUUGCUUCUAGUCUCAACAUUUCGCUGUUUUCCCAAGCCACGCCCACAAAACCGCGCCGCAGGCUCAAAAUUUCAUGAUUUUCUAGUUUCCAAAUAAGCCACGCCCACAAAACUGAGCCGCAGGCUCAAAAUUUCGCUGUUUUUCUAAGCCACGCCCACAAAACCAUGCCUCAGAGCUUCUAGACUCAAAAUUUCGCUGUUUUUCCAAGCCACGCCCACAAAACCGUGCCGCAGGCAUUCUAGACUCAAAUGUUCGCCGUUUUUCCAAGCCACGCCCACAAAACCGUGCCGCAGAGCUUCUAGACUCAAAUUUUCGCUGUUUUUCCAAGCCACGCCCACAAAACCGUGCCGCAGAGCUUCUAGACUCAAAUUUUCGCUGUUUUUCCAAGCCACGCCCACAAAACCAUGCCGCAGGGCUUCUUAUGGCCAAAUUUUCGCUGUUUUUCCAAGCCACGCCCACAAAACCGUGCCGCAGAGCUUCUAGCCUCAAAAUUUCGCUGUUUUUCCAAGCCACGCUCACAAAACCGUGCCGCAGGCUCAAAAUUUCAUAAUUUUCUAGUUUCUAAAUAAGCCACGCCCACAAAACCGUGCCGCAGAGCUUCUAGCCUCAAAAUUUCGCUGUUUUUCCAAGCCACGCCCACAAAACCGUGCCUCAGAGGUUCUAGACUCAAAAUUUCGCUGUUUUUCUAGUUUCUAUAUAAGCCACGCCCACAAAACCGUGCCGCAGAGGUUCUAGACUCAAAAUUUCGCUGUUUUUCCAAGCCACGCCCACAAAACCGUGCCGCAGGCUCAAAAUUUCACGAUUUUCUAGUUUUUAAAUAAGCCACGCCCACAAAACCAUGCCGCAGAGCUUCUAGGCUCAAAAUUUCGCUGUUUUUCCAAGCCACGCCCACAAAACCGUGCCGUAGGCUCAAAAUUUCAUGAUUUUCUAGUUUCGAAAUAAGCCACGCCCACAAAACCGUGCCGCAGGGCUUCUAGAGCUCAAAAUUUCUCUGUUUUUCCAAGCCACGCCCACAAAACCGUGCCGCAGAGCUUCUAGCUUCAAAAUUUGCGAUGUUUUUCGAAGCCACGCCCACAAAACCGCGCCGCCGAGCUUCUUAGGGUCAAAUUUUCAUGAUUUUUAGCUUCUAGACUCAAAAUUUCAUGAUUUUCCCGAAUUUUGGCUCAAAAAACGCGCAAAAAAUCAAAUUCCAGGACGACGAAGUCAACGCUCCGGCCUCCGAAAAUCGCUACGAUCAAGAAAUCGAUUUCGCCGACAAGACACUUCAGGAAUGGAAGCAGCUGAUCUAUCAAGAAGUUCAACGAUUCCAAAGAGAUCACAACAUCUUCCGAGACUAA